Messenger RNA from Cyclopterus lumpus (lumpfish), 1447 nucleotides. RefSeq names its product aminolevulinate dehydratase (gene alad). Gene Ontology annotation, molecular function: zinc ion binding; porphobilinogen synthase activity. Lineage: Eukaryota; Metazoa; Chordata; Actinopteri; Perciformes; Cyclopteridae. The record is from RefSeq and is a predicted model, not a curated record. Gene Ontology annotation, cellular component: cytosol. Gene Ontology annotation, biological process: heme biosynthetic process.
UAGUGAGCAAUCACGUCGCUCGCGAACCGUCUGCCAAAAACCAGAGAAGAAUCACUGGGAGUGGACAGAAGUGCGGAGCAGUCGCCGGCUCUCGUUUUAACAGGCUAAAGAUGCAGACACCAGCGGAGUCCAUCCUCCACAGCGGCUAUUUCCAUCCAACGCUCCGAUACUGGCAGACGUGCGCCACCGACUUAAGGCCCGACAAUCUCAUCUACCCGAUAUUCAUCACAGACAGUGCAGAUGCCGUGGAGCCCAUUGGCAGCCUGCCGGGACAGGCCAGAUACGGGGUGAACAAGGUGGAGGCAAUGUUGCGGCCGCUUGUGGAGAACGGCUUGAAAUGUGUGCUGAUUUUUGGUGUGCCUGCAAAUAUAGAAAAGGACGACAGAGGUUCUGGCGCUGACGCAGACGACACGCCGGCCAUACUGGCGGUGAAGAAGAUCAGAUCUUUGUUCCCGGAGCUGCUGGUGGCGUGCGACGUCUGCUUGUGUCCCUACACAUCCCACGGACACUGUGGUAUCCUGAACGAUGACGGUACUCUAAACAAUGAUGCCAGUUGUCUGCGCCUGGCAGAAGUGGCUCUGGCCUACGCUCAAGCUGGCUGUCACAUCAUCGCUCCCUCUGACAUGAUGGAUGGAAGAGUCGGAGCCAUAAAACAUGCCCUGUUAUCUAAUGGUAUGGGGAACAAGGCUUCAGUGCUGAGCUACAGUGCAAAGUUUGCCUCUUGUUAUUACGGUCCGUACAGAGACGCCGCACAGUCCAAACCUGCGUUUGGAGACAGGCGAUGCUACCAGCUGCCCCCCGGAGCGAGAGGACUCGCCAUCCGGGCCGUGGAGCGAGACGUGAGGGAAGGAGCUGACAUGCUGAUGGUGAAACCAGGUCUGCCGUAUCUGGACAUCGUGAGAGAAGUCAAGGACAAGUUCCCAACUCACCCCCUGGCCGUGUACAACGUGUCGGGGGAGUUCGCCAUGAUGUGGCACGGAGCGCAGGCCGGAGCAUUCGACCUGCGGGCCGCUGUGAUGGAGGCCAUGACCGCCUUCCGCAGAGCAGGUGCUGACAUCAUCAUCACCUAUUUCACACCUCAGCUGCUCAGCUGGCUGAAGGAGUGAAGGAUGGCGAACACAGAGAUGGAUCCGCUUUGUGAUAAUUCAUUCAGACAUCAGUACGUGUAUCUGUUCAGCAAUAAUCAGUUUCUGUUUGAAGGGCUAAUAUGGAGCCUGACAUGAGAAUGUCAAUGUUUCCCAUCAGGGAAACGUCUCCUCUGUGUCAUUGGGCUCAGCGUUGAACAAACGCUGUCGCUCUCCUAGCUAAUGAGGUUAUGGGAUGUAUGUUUGUAUGAAUGGUGGGAACACAAAUGUCUGCUAUGAUGAUGUAUACGUUUCUGCCUCAGAUUGAGCACUGUCUUUUUGAACAGAGGGAAUAAAGUUACUCAUUCAGAGCUACAACAGCA